Rubroshorea leprosula is the source of this 802-nucleotide messenger RNA. Lineage: Eukaryota; Viridiplantae; Streptophyta; Magnoliopsida; Malvales; Dipterocarpaceae. The record is from the annotation of a GenBank genome assembly.
CAUCAGUGUUUGCUCCUUAUCCAGUAACAUGUAAUCCAAAAUUCAGCUCAAGCCUCAUCAUCCUUCUACAGCAAUAUAAAACAAAAACUAUAUGUCUCAAAAUCCAAAUCAACCAUAAUACCACAGCACAACCCAAAAUCAACAACAAUUAAUAACAGAUCUCACCAACCCAAAUUCAACACAAAAUCAACAAGAAAAUUCAUGAUUAACAGUAACUAUCACAACCCAAAAUCAAAACAAAAUAAAUGAAAAAUUCCACGGUUAACAGCAAUUGCUCCAACACAUUCUGGGUUUGGGUGAUUCCAUGAUUGGGGGAAGAAAAAGCAAGAUGAUUUUUGGCAACUUUGGGCAAUUAUGGGUUCGGCAUUUUUGGGCAAUUUUGGGCGAUUUUGGGUGUAGGAUUUUGUGGGUUUCGGUGAAAAUGGCAAAGAAAGAAAGAAAGCCAAAACAUAUAGAGAAGAAGGAUGGAGACGAAGAGCAACCGAUUGGAUGAACUGGUGAAGAUGGUGCGUGAUUUGGGUGAAGAAAAUCAAGAUGAUUUUCAACAAUUUCAGGCGAUUUUGGGUUCAGCAAAUUUGGGCGAUUUUGGGUAAUUUUAGGCAUAGGUUUUCUGGUGAAGAUGGCGAAGAAAGAAAGAAAGACCGAAGGUUGGUGAAGAAGAGUGAAGAAGAGGAACAACUGGAUGGGUGAACUGGUGAACUGGUGAAGACGGUGAAGAAGGGCAGGGCAAGGGCAUCGUUCUGUGGUUCAGGGAAAAUGACCGUGAAGAAGAAAGAAAAGGAAAUAAAAGAAAGAGUUAAAA